This is a messenger RNA of Trichosurus vulpecula (common brushtail), 2031 nucleotides long. Its product is annotated as solute carrier family 28 member 3-like. Gene Ontology annotation, cellular component: membrane. Lineage: Eukaryota; Metazoa; Chordata; Mammalia; Diprotodontia; Phalangeridae. Gene Ontology annotation, biological process: pyrimidine nucleoside transport; purine nucleoside transmembrane transport. The record is from RefSeq and is a predicted model, not a curated record. Gene Ontology annotation, molecular function: purine-specific nucleoside:sodium symporter activity; pyrimidine- and adenosine-specific:sodium symporter activity.
AUGGUAAAGCUCUCUUGUGUAUUUCAGGCAGAUUCUGAAGAAGAUAUCAAGAACCGGAGUGAGUCAGGAAGAUACUCACUGAGAAAUCGUAAUGAAUGUAGUGGGGAUAGGAUAAAUGCCCAACAGGGAGAAGAGCACAUCACUAUUGAGCAAGACCUCCCCAAACAGAAAGGAAGCAUAGAAGAAAGUGAGCCAACACAUCAGAAAGGGUACCUAGAGAAGAAGUAUGAUAAGGCCUACGACUUCUUUAGGAAGCAUAAAGCUGUGACCCAAUAUAUCUUCUAUGGCAUUUUAUUAGCAGGCUUCUUGAUUCUAGUGACUGCAGCUUGUGUGGUGAACUUCCAUAGAGCCCUCCCACUUUUUGUCUUCACUGUUGCCGCCAUAUUCUUUGUUCUUUGGGACUUCUUGAUAGCCAAAUAUGAAAGUCAGAUUGCUGCGUUCUUGUCUCCUGGUGACAGAUUCCUAAGCAAGCAUUGGUUCUGGUUGAAGUGGCUGAUGUGGAUCUUGCUGGUUGCAGGAAUCAUUUGCUGGCUAAUUUUUGAUACAGCCAAACAGGGAACCCAGUCUCUGGUGUCCUUUGGUGGGCUUGUGUUCUAUGUUCUCCUGAUGCUAAUAUUUUCUAAGUACCCAACUAGGGUGUUCUGGAGACCCGUCUUUUGGGGAAUUGGAUUACAGUUUCUUCUUGGUCUUCUCAUUCUAAGAACUACAGCUGGAUUUGAGGCAUUCAAUUGGUUGGGGAACCAAGUACAGAUUUUCUUGGAGUAUUCGGACACAGGAGCCAUAUUUGUCUUUGGUGACAACUACACAGACCAUUUCUUUGCUUUUAAGGUCUUGCCAAUAGUGGUCUUCUUCAGCACAGUGAUAUCCAUGCUCUACUACCUUGGAUUCAUGCAGUGGCUUAUUAGAAAGGUUGGAUGGUUAAUGCAGGUCACCCUGGGAUCAUCUCCUAUUGAAUCUGUCGUUACUGCUACCAACAUAUUUGAGGGAUACAUUGACUCUGCGCUUGUAGUUCAAUCCUAUUUAUCACAUGUCACCAAAUCUGAGCUCCACGCAAUCAUGACUGCAGGAUUUUCAACUAUCGCUGGAAAUGUCUUGGCAUAUAUUUCUUUUGGGGUUUCAGCAACACAUUUGUUAACUGCUUCAGUGAUGUCUGCCCCUGCAUCUCUGGCGAUUUCGAAAUUAUUUUGGCCUGAGACUGAAAUUCCUAAAAUAAAUCUGAAGAGUACCGUGAAAAUGGAGAGAGGGGACUCAAGAAAUAUCCUGGAAGCAGCAAGCCAUGGAGCCUCUUCUUCCAUUUCUCUGGUGGCAAACAUCGCAGUGAACAUCAUUGCCUUCCUGGCUCUCCUGGCUUUUAUGAAUUCGGCCCUUUCCUGGCUAGGGAACAUGUUUGACUACCCUCAGCUGAAUUUUGAGGUGAUCUGCUCCUACAUCUUCAUGCCUCUUUCUUUCAUGAUGGGGGUUGACUGGGAAGACAGCUUUCUUGUUGGCGGACUGAUAGGAUACAAGACUUUCUUCAAUGAAUUCGUAGCCUUCCAGCAACUUGCAAAACUGAUCAAGUUGCGAAAACUAGCUGGACCCAAAUUUGUAGAUGGUGUGCAACAAUACAUGUCUGUUCGCUCUGAAACCAUUGCUACAUAUGCCCUUUGUGGCUUUGCCAAUUUUGGUUCUCUGGGAGUAGUGAUCGGAGGACUGACAUCUAUGGCUCCUUCCAGGAAGCAAGACAUUGCCGCAGGGGCUUUCAGGGCUCUGAUUGCUGGUACUGUAGCCAGCUUCAUGACAGCCUGUGUUGCUGGCAUACUCUCCAGCCCUCCCGUGGAGAUAGAUUGCUAUAGUCUUUUAGAAAAUGCCUUCAACUCAACUUCACCUAGCAACACAACUGAGUUAGUUACCUGUUGCCAAAACCUAUUUACCAGCACUGUCUCCAGCAACACCAGUGAUAUUUUACCAGCAAGCUUAUCCACCUUUACUGGCUGCUGUCUGCUGCUGAAUCAAAGUACAUCUAACUGUGACUGGGUCACUACCUCAUUCUGA